Striga hermonthica is the source of this 369-nucleotide messenger RNA. The record is from the annotation of a GenBank genome assembly. NCBI's taxonomy places the organism in Eukaryota, Viridiplantae, Streptophyta, Magnoliopsida, Lamiales, Orobanchaceae.
AUGAGAGAAAAUCAGACGAGAUUAUUUCGAGCGUCCGAGAUUCCCACCAACACCUCUGGCAGCUCCGCCGGCUCUGGCUCAGGCGAUUUUCAUCAGUAUCGUCAAAUGAGACGAAAAGAGCAAGACCGGCUGAUGAGGAUGGAUGCUGACUUCCAGAAAAGGAAAGAAGUAGCUGAAUUCAACCAAAGAAGGGAAGAAAGACUAAAAGCAGCCGAGGAACGCACGGCGAAAAAGCGCCUAAAACGACAGAAGAAAAAACAGAAAAAGAGAGCAAAAACGGGCAAAUCGGAUGCUGCAGGUGAACAAGACCAUCAGAAGGAACAACAAUCUUCAGAUGAGGAUGGAGACAUGGAUAAUGUGGAAACCUAG